Messenger RNA from Aspergillus costaricaensis CBS 115574, 3965 nucleotides. Its product is annotated as condensin subunit YCS4. The transcript is spliced from 6 exons. Gene Ontology annotation, molecular function: histone binding. Gene Ontology annotation, biological process: mitotic cell cycle; meiotic chromosome condensation; mitotic chromosome condensation. The coding region runs from base 148 to 3714 and encodes 1188 amino acids. Gene Ontology annotation, cellular component: condensed chromosome, centromeric region; nucleus. NCBI's taxonomy places the organism in Eukaryota, Fungi, Ascomycota, Eurotiomycetes, Eurotiales, Aspergillaceae. The record is from RefSeq and is a predicted model, not a curated record.
CCCUCCAAACAUCCCCCCCCAAAUUCAACAACCCCCUCCUUCCGGCUCGCUACCUACACAUAUAUUGCUUUCGCAACACGUCUCUUGACCUCAUCGCUUUUGAUAAAGCUAUAUGCCCUUCGGGGAUAACCCUCGCAGUGGCCGAUCAUGGAGGACCGAAUUCAAUUCGACAUAAACGAGUCGCUGAAACACUAUCUGAGCGACCCGGCCUCUGUCCCUACUCCCGAUGCUGAUCCAGAGCUGCUCGACUGCGAGACCGAUCCGGACCAACUGUCUAGCGCUCUGAUUGACAAUGUCUUGAAUCCCAUCGUUGAUGCGGUCGCGGAAAACCCAGAAGGACUGGCCCGAUCGUCUUCUUUCGAUUCGCUGCAGUUUCUGUUGAAGUAUUGCUCGUUUUCCCCCACUAGGUCUCUCAGCAAGCUUCUUGAUUUAAUCGUUUCCGGCUUAUCGGUCGAAGCGGACAUAAUACAUGGGGAGCUUGAAUCCGAUGAGCAGGAUGGCAUACAGCAUCACAAGCAGCUCUUGGAAAUGUAUGGGUUUCUUCUCCAAUGGGCUCUUAGUGCCGUAGAGGUCAAAGCUGCAGAAAAGCCCACAGAGCCUGUACCCGCCCGCAGGGGCGCAGGGAAAUCAGCCAGAUCUAAAACGAACGCCAAAGAUGGAAACUGGGACUGGACCGCGCAGAUUCAGAUCUCGAUGGAGACGAUGUGCAAGGUGAUGAAGCUUAAACUCAGCAGAAUAUUUCUGACGACAUCUGACCGUGAUACAUUCAUCAAUCUGUUCACCCGCUCAAUUUACCUUAUCCUCGAAAGCGAACAACGCGUCAAGAGUAUGAGCAUUCGGAUGCAUGCAUUUAAGGUUCUUUGCAUCGCAGUUAAGCACCACGGCCAUGCAUUCGGUGCCCAGACCUCCAUCGUACAGAGCUUGACAUAUUUUGAGCACCUCUCAGAACCUAUGGCGGAGUUCUUGCAUAUCUUGGCAGAACAAUAUGAUUAUCCUCAGCUCUCGGAUGAAAUACUGAAGGAGCUUGGAAACAAAGAAUUCAAUUCUAAUGACACACGCGGUCCUAAGUCGGUGUCAGCGUUCAUUGUGAAACUCUCAGAGCUGGCCCCACGACUUAUCAUCAAGCAAAUGACUCUUUUGGCUAAGCAGCUGGACAGCGAGUCAUACACCCUUCGUUGUGCAGUAAUCGAAGUCUGCGGGAAUCUCAUCGCCGAUCUAAGCCGGCAAGAGGAGCGGAGUGACAACUACAAAACGCAGAUCAACGCAUUUUUCGAUGUGCUUGAAGAGCGCUUUCUGGAUAUCAAUCCUUACUGUCGGUGCAGAGCUAUCCAGGUUUACAUGAGGAUUUGUGACCUGGAACAGAAAUUCCCCAAGCGACGCCAGGCUGUGGCGGAGCUGGCAGCAAGGAGCUUAGAAGACAAGAGCAGCAACGUGCGCCGGAAUGCGAUACGAUUGCUGGCAAAGCUGGUAUCAACUCACCCUUUCAGUGUCAUGCACGGUGGGCAACUCUCGCACAAGGAAUGGUCAGCUAGACUUGACACUGUGGAUGCUGAACUGAAUGCGUUGAGACCUCCCGAGACACCUGGCUUUGAUGGGGCGGAUGCAUCGCAUGUUGACAGUGCAUUAUUGGAUGAUGCCACUCAAUUGCCGGAGGACUCCCCAUCUAAAGCUUCGGGAUUGACAGAGGAAGAGAAAGCCACAGCCAUCAAGAAAGCUGCUGAACAGGCAGCUACUUCCGAGCUGCUAGCACGGCUACAGCUCACCAGAAAAUAUUACAAUGAAGCCAUCCGGUUCAUCGAAGUCCUUCAUUCCUCAUCUGGCUUGGUCGCUCAGCUUUUAUCGUCGAGGAACAAGAGUGAGGCCAUCGAGGCCAUGGACUUCUUUGUCGUGCUCGAUGCCUACAAGGUCGAGACCUCCCGUAGCGGGAUCCGGCGGAUGCUGCGACUGAUCUGGACGAAAGGUAAUAGUGACGAAGGCAAGGGAGUUCAGACUCACUUGAUCGACUGCUAUAAAGGACUUUUCUUCGAGGCUCCAGAUUCGUUUAGUCCCAAUGAUGCUGCAAAUUAUAUUGCGCGAAACAUGAUCAGUCUAACGUUUGGGUCAACGCCCGCUGAACUGACAUGUCUCGAACAACUAUUGAGUACUAUGAUGAGGGCCGGCCACAUUUCAGAUGCCGUUAUUGCGAAGCUCUGGCAGGUCUAUGGUGUGCAAAAGAAAGAGAUAUCAAAGACGCAGCGUCGAGGAGCUAUAAUUGUCCUGGGCAUGCUUGCUUUGGCAGAUCCCGAGGUCGUCAUAAAAGAAAUUGAGACAAUGUUGCGCAUCGGCCUUGGAAGCCUGGGCAGAUCUGACCUCGUGCUUGCAAAGUAUACAUGCAUUGCAUUGAGACGAAUGGUGCCAGGUCGCCAAGCAAAGUCCAAGGACGUUGGUAUCCCCAAACUGGGCAAUGACCAUGCAGUUUUGACGAAGCUCGGGGCUAUAGUCGAAUCGAUAUCUGAUAGUAAAGAAUGGUACGGUGUGGCGGAACAAGCCAUUGGUGCUAUUUAUGCCCUGUCAAAGCAUCCAGAUGUCUUGUGCUCUGAUAUACUGAAACGGAAAACUAGAUUCGUUUUUCAGCCACAGCUUCAACGAUCCCCUUCCAAAGUUUCAGAUGACGGAGAAGAACAACGACCUGAAACGGCUUCAACGGAAGGUCAAGGAGCAAAGCAAGAAACAUCGUCUACUUCUUUAUCCCAGCUUCUUUUUGUUGUCGGUCAUAUUGCCAUUAAGCAGAUUGUUCAUCUUGAAUUGUGUGAACUUGACUUUAAACGACGCAAAGCAGAACAGGAGAAGAACAAAACAGCCAAUACCUCCAACCAAAAGAACGACAAUGCCGAAGAUGAUGAGCUUGACCUCAUCGGUGGGACUACUGAAGAUGACUUUCAGGAUGCCAUGGCACAUAUUCGAGAACGGGAAUUGCUAUACGGCGAGAAUUCGCUCCUAUCCAAUUUUGGGCCGUUGGUUACAGAAAUUUGCGCGAAUAGCAACAUCUAUGCCGACCGCAACCUUCAGGCGGCGGCAACUCUGUGCAUGGCCAAGUUGAUGUGUGUCUCGGCAGACUAUUGCGAGAAAAACUUGCCACUUUUGAUUACCAUCAUGGAGCGUUCUGAAGAUCCAACGGUCCGCAGUAACGCCGUGAUCGCUUUAGGAGACAUGGCAGUUUGUUUUAACCAUCUGAUCGAUGAAAAUACAGACUUCUUGUAUCGUCGACUGAACGAUGACGAAGCUUCGGUAAAGCGCACUUGUCUCAUGACGCUUACAUUCCUUAUUUUAGCCGGUCAGGUCAAGGUCAAAGGGCAGCUGGGCGAGAUGGCUAAGUGUCUCGAGGAUGAAGAUAAGCGUAUUGCUGACCUUGCCCGCAUGUUUUUCACUGAGCUGGCGGGCAAAGACAACGCAGUCUACAACCACUUCGUUGAUAUGUUCAGCCUUCUUAGUGCUGAACGUAAUCUCGAGGAGGCCUCAUUGAGGCGUAUCGUUAAAUUCCUGAUAGGCUUCGUUGAAAAGGAGAAACACGCCCGGCAAUUAGCUGAGAAACUGGCUGCUCGACUUCCCAGAUGUGAGACCGAGCGGCAGUGGAAUGAUGUUGCUUAUGCCUUGUCUCUUCUUCCUCACAAGAAUGAAGAAAUAACGAAGACAGUAACUGCAGGAUUCAACAAAGUUGUCACGGCGAACGCCUAGGCUGAUGAAAUUAUGCUUCAUAAUGAUAACUUGGGAUUUUGGUCUCUACAUCGGCGCAUAAAUGGGGGCCCAGCGGCGUUUGAGGUCGGGUGUCUGCGAAGGAACUACGGAUGGAUGUGCUUAAAUUUCUUUUCUGUGUUUUCUUUACCCUCUCUUCCUUUACUUAUCACGUGUUCAGUAUAUGUAAGGGGGACUAACCUUAUGGUCUGAUGGGCGGCUAGUCCCAAUGGAAUUGUACAGUGGACCUCGGU